Molecule: messenger RNA, 1001 nt
Organism: Vavraia culicis subsp. floridensis
Lineage: Eukaryota; Fungi; Microsporidia; Pleistophoridae
Exons: 1
Coding region: 1-987 (328 amino acids)
Biological process (GO): positive regulation of protein phosphorylation; rescue of stalled cytosolic ribosome
Cellular component (GO): nucleus; cytosol
Molecular function (GO): translation regulator activity; protein kinase C binding; ribosome binding
Source: RefSeq, a predicted model, not a curated record
AUGGCAAGUACUUCACUCGUAGAAAGGGCAAAAUCGCGUGUGCACAAGCAGCUCGUUACGUCCUUGGACGUACCCUACACCGGAAACUCAGAUAUUCUGUAUUCCGCUUCUAGAGAUAAGAAAGUAUACCAGUGGAAACUGAAUACAAGUGAUAUGGAGCGCAUUGGAACGCUCAUCAAGGGGUAUGCGGGGCAUAAUCACUUUAUUACGGACGUUAAGGCGAACAGAACGAACGAAAUGAUUAUCACGGCAUCGUACGACCACACAGCCCGUAUUUAUGACGUCAAUACACAGAAGUACACCAUUUUGAAGGGGCACAAGAAGGACUUGACCGGUGUUACCAUAAACACCGAGGAUAACAAGAUCAUUACCGGGUCUUGUGAUGGAUCCAUAGCCCUGUGGAACACAGAAGGUGUUCUUUCGAAGGUUCUUACGCCAGAAAAUCCGUCAUCAAUUCCUAUUUGGGUCAACUGCGUUUCGUUCGUGCCGAACAGCAAUCUGUGUGUGACGGGCUCGUCAGAUGGUAAGUUGCGGAUUUGGGACAUUAACAGUGGAAAGAUAAUCAGAACAUUUGUAAAUGGUAAUGAUUUGGAGUAUUACGCUGCGAAUGAGGUGCCAGUGCCUGAGGCUAACAUGAUAACUGCGCUUUCUGUCUCGGCCGAUGGUUCUUUCUGUGCUUAUGGUGGUCGUGACUGCGUGGUGUACAUCAUAAAUUUGAGCGAUGCCGCGUGUUUGCUGCAUUUUGAGACUGAGUCGCCGAUUACAUCCCUUGCCUUUGCAAUAACUGAGCCUAUAAUAGCUGUGGGUACGCGCAACAGCAUAAUUUGCUGGGACGUGAUAGGAAACGAGAGAUCGGCCGUGGUUGAGAACGAGAGCAAAACUGUUUACUGCACGGCGCUGACAUGGUCUAAGACACGACUUGUUACCGGCUACAAUGACGGUGCUAUCGUUGUCUAUGAUUUUGUUAGGAACGUAUCGGAUAAUUAAAACUCUUCGCUGGU